This is a messenger RNA of Humulus lupulus (European hop), 528 nucleotides long. RefSeq names its product protein FAR-RED IMPAIRED RESPONSE 1-like. Lineage: Eukaryota; Viridiplantae; Streptophyta; Magnoliopsida; Rosales; Cannabaceae. The record is from RefSeq and is a predicted model, not a curated record. The coding region runs from base 1 to 528 and encodes 175 amino acids. The transcript has a single exon.
AUGAGAAAAUGGGUAUGUUCAAAAGAAGGUUUCCGCAAACACAUGGAAAUUGACAAGGCCGGUGGGAGCAAACGAAAAACAUAUAUUACUAGGACUAGUUGCCAAGAUAGUUUUCGAGUGGUAAUGAUUGGCGAUGAGGGUCCGUGGAUUUGCAAGGAAUUCCAACCUCUGCACAACCAUGACAAGGCAGCAUUAGAUGAGUUGCGAUUUCUGAGAUCAAACCGUUCCGUGUCAGAAACCCUAGUUGCUCAAGUGAGAUCAAUGAACCAAGUUGGGAUAAGAACUUCACACAUCAUCUCCCACUUGGCAAUGCAGUCUGGUGGGUACGAAAGGAUGCCUUGCCAGCUACGAGACGUUUACAACAAGGUCGCCCAUGUCAAAAGAAAAGAGAAAAGAUGUACAGAUUCAGAUGGUGCUUUGGGAUAUUUGGAUUGUCUGUCAAAGAGGGAUCCAAAUUUCAUCAUUCAAUAUCAAUGUGACGUGGACAACAGAUUGGGGAACCUAUUCUGGGCGGACGGAUAUUCUUGA